AUGCGACGACGCAAAGACGACUAUGUCAAUGCGACUCAUAUUCUAAAGGCUGCAGGGUUCGAUAAACCAGCAAGGACUCGGAUUCUAGAGCGUGAAGUCCAGAAAGGGAUUCAUGAGAAGGUGCAGGGUGGAUAUGGCAAAUAUCAAGGUGAGAACCGCAAAUUGGGAAACGGGCGCCUGCUGGCAGAGCGCAACCAUGUCUUGGACAAAUUGAGAGCGAUCUUUGAUCUUGAUCCUAAUGCUCAUACUCCGCCGCCUGCGCCGCGACCUACUAAUGGAAACGCAUCCGGUCAAAGGGCGAGAGCGCAGCGCAGACCUACCGCUACUCGUGUACUCCCUCCCCCUCCACCUUCUUCUCAUUCCCAAGACGCCUACAAUGUUUCUCAGCCCAUCGGAAGUAUGGCCCCACCAGCGCUUCCGCACGACCAUCAUGACAUGGAUCUUGGCCCUGAUGUUGACGAUUCUAUUGAACACGCGCAAUUCGACAGCUCUUCAAUGUUAGAUGAGGACAUUGUCGGCCCGACGCACGUGGGUACUCGAAAGCGCAAGCGCGAGGAAACGAUUAUGUCCAUCAAAGAGCAAGAACAUAUCAUGUAUGGAGACCAGCUGCUGGACUAUUUCAUGACUGUGGGAGAUGGUCCCCAGGCAACUCGGUUUCGCCCUCCUCAACCUCCCGCCGAUUUCCAAAUCGACAAGGCUAUCGAUGAUUCUGGGAACACCGCGCUGCAUUGGGCUUGCUCCAUGGGCGAUCUCGAAAUCGUGCAGGACUUCAUUAACCGGGGAGCUGAUCUGAGUGUUUUGUCAAAUCACGACGAAACUCCGCUUGUCCGAGCCGUCUUGUUCACUAACAACUACGAGAAGAAGACUUUCCCGGCCCUGGUGGAUCUAUUGAGUGAGACUGUCAACUUCCGAGAUUGGUUUGGAGCUACAAUUUUUCAUCACAUUGCCGAAACGACUCGCAGCAAGGGAAAAUGGAAGAGUGCCCGAUACUAUUGCGAGGUCCUGUGGGAUAAACUGUCCCGACUCUAUUCACCUGAUGAGAUCGAGAUGUUGAUGUCUUGUCAGGAUAACAAUGGCGAUACUGCCGCUCUUGUAGCCGCUCGCAAUGGUGCAUUCCGCCUUGUCAGCUUGCUUCUUGCCCAAUGCCCCCGCGCUGGUGACCUCAUGAACAAGAAGGGAGAAACCGCCGCUCAUAUGCUUCAUCAAUAUCAGUCUGAGCACGAGCCUCCACCCCCUCCAUCAUCCAUCACGAUGGCAAAUGACCACAUCGAUGGCGAAAUUGGGGGGGCUGUCCCUGAACACCAAUCCGCCGCCGUUGCAGAUGCCGGCGUCGAUUUAUCUUCUCACUCAAGUCUGCUCGCCAAGAUCAGCGGGGUUAUGGCUGAUGCUAACAAGAAGCUGGCAAUGCACUAUGGAAGCUCGAAACCCGGUCAAGAAGAACUGAAUGACAUUGCCAACCCCGAAGCCCUGUACGCGCAUCUUGAGUCAGACCGAGCAAAAAUCCAGCAACAGACAGAUUCUAUCAUUGCCAAAGAGGCUCAGUUCCAACACAUCGACAUUGAAAGCCGACGAGAAUUAUGUGCAACCAAACGAGAUGAAUUCAAGUCUCUUGUAGAGCUGAGCCACCGCGCAAAACUUGAUCGUUGGAUUGCCCUUCAUGCCCCUGAUAUGCCUUCAAACCCCAACUCCGCCCCUCUUACCCGCGAAGAUUUGGUCUCCCGUUUCGAAGCAAUAAGCAACCUCGUGCGCCUUGAGAAGGAGCGUCGCCUUGCCGUCGAAGAACUCGUCUCAUUGACCGCCGACGCCGGCGUGAGCCCCAUUCUCAACGGACACCGCAAUUUGGUGUCCCUUGCAACCGGCCUGAAGGAAGAUGAUCUGGACCCUAUCGCCGGUGAGCUCGCUGAUGCUCUGGAGUUCGACCGCGCCAACAACGCAAGCGCGACUUCUAAGCCUGCAGUUGUUUGA
Messenger RNA from Penicillium chermesinum, 1965 nucleotides. Its product is annotated as putative APSES transcription factor. The coding region runs from base 1 to 1965 and encodes 654 amino acids. The transcript is spliced from 2 exons. Gene Ontology annotation, molecular function: DNA binding; transcription regulator activity; protein binding. Gene Ontology annotation, cellular component: SBF transcription complex; MBF transcription complex. The record is from RefSeq and is a predicted model, not a curated record. NCBI's taxonomy places the organism in Eukaryota, Fungi, Ascomycota, Eurotiomycetes, Eurotiales, Aspergillaceae.